Acipenser ruthenus (sterlet) is the source of this 6498-nucleotide messenger RNA. Its product is annotated as extended synaptotagmin-1-like. Gene Ontology annotation, biological process: lipid transport. Bases 321 to 3689 code for a protein of 1122 amino acids. The record is from RefSeq and is a predicted model, not a curated record. The transcript is spliced from 30 exons. Gene Ontology annotation, molecular function: lipid binding. NCBI's taxonomy places the organism in Eukaryota, Metazoa, Chordata, Actinopteri, Acipenseriformes, Acipenseridae.
CGAUCGCUUUCAAACUCUGCUAACGGGACAGGUCAGCUCUGCACAGGGGAAGCGGCGUCUCCUCGGAUCUGAUGAGCAGCGGGACUGAGCUGAAGCAGCCUCAGUGACCACACCCACUCUCCGCAGUUUUCGGGCGUGUUUCUGUGUUAAGUUUUCAGGCUUCAGAAACAAACAGCGGGCUGGUUGCGGUUUUGUUUUGAAACGAAAUGACAGUUUGCAGUAUGCAAACGCAUUAACAAGUGUUGUCUUAACUGUGUAUUUCAAUUUAUUGAAUGUAAAACAUUUCCUUAGGUGUAAAUAAAUAAAUAACGACCGGAAAGAUGAACCGAGGAGCAGGGGUAGAUGCUGCGGGUGAGUCGAAAGAGACCGGAGGUACCGAUGCCAACCCAGGCGGCGGAACAGAAGCAGGUACCGGGGAGCCGGAUUCAGUUCCCCCCGGUACCGACGCUUCAGGACUAGAUGUCGUGUCCAUGCUUUGGACUUUUGGGAAGUGUUUGGGGUCGCUUUUGCCCGUGUAUCUGGCUGGGUAUUUGGGGCUUGGCAUCGGCGUCGUGGUUUUCGGGCUAAUGCUGUACAUGGGAUGGAAGUUUGUUCGGGAAGGCAAAGAGAACCGGCUGCGGUCCGCCAUGUACUUUCUGGAGAAUGAAGAAGACGUCACUACCGGCAGGAUUUUCAGGAGCAAACGGGACCUACCCGCCUGGGUAAACUUCCCUGAUGUGGAGAGAGUGGAAUGGCUGAACAAGAUUCUGCAGCAGGCCUGGCCCUUCGUAGGGCAGUAUCUGGAGAAGCUGCUGGUGGAGUCGAUCGCUCCCACUAUCCGGGACUCCAACCCACACCUGCAGACCUUCACAUUCACCAAGGUCAACCUAGGAGACAAGGCUCUCAGAGUGAUUGGGAUGAAGGCUCACACUGAAAUGGACAAAAGGCAGGUUCUGCUGGACUUGUAUGUCAGCUAUGUCGGGGAUGUUGAAAUCAACGUGGAGAUAAAGAAGUAUUUCUGCAAAGCCGGAGUGAAGGGUAUCCAGCUGCACGGAAUGCUGCGUGUCAUUCUGGAGCCCCUGAUUGGGGACGUACCACUAGUGGGCGCCAUCACGAUGUUCUUCAUUCAACGACCUAGGCUGGAUAUCAACUGGACCGGCAUCACAAACCUGCUGGACAUCCCCGGGCUCAACGCCUUCUCCGACACGAUGAUCAUGGAUACCAUCUCUUCUUUCCUGGUGCUGCCCAACCGGCUCACAGUGCCCCUAGUGGCGGACCUCCACGUUGCACAGCUCCGCUCUCCACUGCCCCGGGGUGUCGUCCGGAUCCACCUGAAGGAAGCUCAGAACCUCCUCUCCACGGACACCUUGCUGGGGGGGGCGAUCAAGGGCAAGUCCGACCCCUACGUGAUCCUGAGGGUGGGCACCCAAACCUUCACCAGCAAGACUGUGGACGACAACCUGAACCCCAAGUGGAACGAGAUGUACGAGGUCAUUGUCCAUGAGGUCCCGGGGCAGGAGCUGGAGUUGGAGGUGUUUGAUAAAGACCCCGACCAGGAUGAUUUCCUGGGCAGACUGAAGAUGGACCUGGGGUGUGUCAAAAAGGCACGAGUCCUUGAUCAGUGGAUGCCGCUCAAGGACGUGGAGAAGGGGAGAGUUCACCUGCGCCUAGAGUGGCUUUCUCUGCUCUCUACCACCUCCAAACUGGAGCAGGUGCUUCAGCAGAACAGUAUCCUCAGCACCAAGAUCAGCGAGCCGCCCUCGGCAGCCAUCCUGGCUGUGUACCUGGACCGAGCACAGGAGCUUCCUAUGAAGAAGGGGAACAAGGACCCCAGCCCCGUGGUGCUGCUGUCAGUGCAGGACACGACCAGGGAGAGCCGGACCUGCUAUGGCACCAAUAACCCCGUGUGGGAGGAUGCCUUCCACUUCUUCAUCCAGAACCCCCAUACCCAGGACCUGGACAUCCAGGUGAAGGACGACUCCCGGCAGCUCUCCCUGGGCUCGCUGUCCCUGCCCCUGGGCCGCCUGCUCAACAGCCAGGACCUCACACUGGACCAGUGGUUCCAGCUGGAAAACUCCGGGCUGGCCAGCCGCAUCUACAUGAAGGCUGUGCUGAGGAUCUUGUUCCUGGACGGUGUCCCCCCCAAGUCUCCCCUGAACUCCUCUCUCUCAGUGCCGCUCCCACAGGGGGGAGAGGGAGUGGUGACAGAGGAGAGAGCCCCCGAGGGGACCAGCGUAGACCCGCCUCCCCGCGUGCCCCGCCCUGAAUACAGCUCUGCGGAUGACAGCUUCGCUACAGAGGGGGUGCUGCAUAUCCACCUGCUGGAAGCUCAGAACCUCAUUGCCAAGGAUAACUUCUUAAAGGGGAUGGUUAAAGGGAAGAGCGACCCGUACGUGGUGACCCGGGCCGGUGGUGUGACUUUCCGUAGUCAUGUGAUCAAGGAGAACCUCAACCCUCGCUGGAGUGAGCUGUACGAGGUGAUCAUGACAGAGGUGCAGGGACAGGAAGUGGAGUUUGAGCUGUUUGACAAGGAUGUGGAUGCGGAUGACUUCCUGGGGAGGUUAAAGAUUGGCCUGAGAGAGAUCAUUACCAACCAGUACACUGAUGAGUGGUUCACCCUGUCUGAUGUGAAGUCCGGUCAAAUUCACCUGAUUCUGGAGUGGCUGCCAAGAGUGGCUGACCCUAGCAAUCUACAGCAGGUCCUGCACACAAACAUGCUGGUUUCCUACCAGAACAAAGUCCAUCCCUCUGCUGCCAUUCUGUCUGUCUAUGUGGACCGUGCUCAUGCACUUCCUUUGAAGAAAAACCUGAAAGAGCCCAAGGCAGGAGCAGAGCUGUCUCUGGGAGGGGUAGUUCACAGAACCAAGGUGUGUGAGAUCUCUACUGCCCCCGUGUGGGAGGAGGCCUUCACUUUCCUGGUCAAGAACCCCUACGAGGACAUGCUGCUGGUCAAGCUCUCUCACUCCUGGGGUCUGCCUCUGGGCUCCUUGGUCGUCUCAAUGAAGGAGGUUCUGGCCGGAACGGACCUCACUGUUGACCGCUGGUUCCAGCUGGACGGAGCCGGACCCGAGAGUCAAAUCCUGCUGCGCGCCACACUCCGGAUUCUGGUGCCCAAGUCAACAGAUUGCGCAGUGCGAGAGGGGGGACCUGAAUUUAGGACAGCACUAGUUGCAGACAGCACCACCCCUGGAGAGAGCAUGGAACUGCAGGAGGAGCCCAUCCCCGUCAAUAUCUCUAGCAAGGAGGAGUCUGGGACCAGUCAAGACCUGAGGCACAGACAGGUGUCUGCACAGAGUGCGAGUGAGCAGGUGGCGUCCCCUCUGGGUCAGGUGCGAUUAACCCUUUACUACCAGUCCCAGGAGAAGAGGCUGCUGGUGACGGUGCACUCCUGCAGGAAGCUGAAGGCCUGCUCAAAAGAUGGCUCUGACCCCUACGUGUCUCUGAUCCUGCUGCCGGACAAGAACCGACUGACCAAGAGGAAGACUGCGGUCAAGAAGAGGUCCCUGAACCCAGACUACAAUGACAAGUUUGAGUUCGACAUGGGGCUGGAGGAGGUUCAGAAGAGGGGGCUGGAGGUCUCUGUGAAGAACAGCGUCUCCUUCAUGUCACGAGAGAGGGAGCUCAUCGGGAAGGUCCUGAUUGACCUGUCGCAGGUUGAUUUGGUCUCUGGGGUCGGUAAAUGGUAUGAUCUGCAGGAAGAAGCCGCAUAACAGCUUUAGAAGCAUUCAGAAAACCACCCGUCCCAACCUCUGCAACGCCUUUUAACUGCUUCGGAGAAUAUACUAUAUAAUCAGAUUUUGUAUUUUAUUUGAUAUUAAGUUUUUACUUCAUCACACUGUUCUGCUUUAAAUAGUGCAUUUUUUUAAAAUCUUGCCAUUCCAUUUUACUGAGUUUUUAUAUCAAUAUACGGCUAUAUUUGCCUUAGUAUUAUGUGCACUGAAUUGUACACUCCUUUAAGUUGUUUUUUUAAUGAAGAAGUAAACGACUUUUUUUUUUAAUUAUUAUUACUGUUAUUAGCAGGUACUAAUUUGGCCAAACGGUGGAGUCCUUAGGAAGGCCAUAAGUAAGCAGUAAGACCUGACAGGGUGGGCAGUGUUGGGCCCAAGGGCGAAUUUAUAGCCCCUGGAAGGUCCAGUACUUCACAAUACAGCCUACCUGAGUAGGAGGCUAAAGGAUAUUAUGCAGAUACUUUUUUAUUUCCUGGUCAGGUAUUGAAAGUUAAUGUACCCCACCUGUCGAGGGUACUAGCCAAUGAGAUGCCAGGAAAUAAAAAGCCAAUUUUCUAAAGAUUAAUAAAUGCAUACAAGGACCGAAUAUUAGGAACACCUGCCAUAACACUGUCAGCAGGGUGCAUCCAUCCAUCAUACCUGCUUUUCCAUAGUGACUGAAACUGAAGAGGCAGCUUUAUAUAUAUUACACAACACAUGUUUAAAGUUGCAUAACAAACGAAGGCAAGCCCGGGCCGUUUACACAAGCGUGUGCUGCUGAUGUGUUUCUGAUGUGUUUGCCCUGUACACUCCAUGGUUGGUGCUUGUGUUCGUAAUGAAGGUUUCUAUUCAGUUUCACUUGAAGGAUUUGUAUUAUCUACAUGUUUUUUUUUAUAUUUAUUAUUAUUUUAAAAUGCUGUGCUAUAGAAGAUUGCCAAUUCCGGAGUGCUGUAUUACCCCAUCCUUCACCUUAAAUCCCAGACUAGACGUUAACCAAAUGAUCUUUGUGCGCAAGGGCAGCUCCCAUUGGUAGAAUGGUACCAUUCCACCUGGUAAUCCAUUUCAAAACAGUUGUAGCAUAGUAGUGAACUGAGCCAACAAAUGCAGUAUUUAUUGUGUGUUUGUGUCUUUUGAAUGUGAUGCCUGUCCUGUUGAGAUUUGCAAAGACUAUCACUCUGUAACAGCAACUAUAGUAAUAAAAUAACUAUAUAGUAUAUAUAUAUAGUAAUAAUAAUAGCUGUAGCUUGCAUUUCAUGAUGCCUAUGAAGUCAAGGUUGUUCUUAUUCCAAUAGCAGCACUCCUUAAACUCUGUGCCUAUAUCAUACACACUGUCCCUGAACUGCCACAUGUUGUGCUAAGUGUCAGUGUAUUCAUGGAUAUGCAUGUCACAGUGUUAUUGCAAUGGGGUCUGUAUAACAUGAGGGAGAUCUCCAGGGGGGCUUUUUUUAAAGAGAGGGGGUUAACUUCACAUACACCUUUAGGAAAUAAGUACUGUGUUUGUUUUUUAAAGUAUUGUUUUAUUGUGGACCAAGCACUUGUCCAAAUAAAUGACCAAAGAUCUUUUUAUGGAGAAAAAUGAUGAUCUUGUCUUUACAUUUUUUCUUUCACCUGUUUUACUGUUCUUCAUUUGCACCUAAUUUAAUAUGCCAUUCAUACUUUCAUACAAACAAGAGAAGGCUUAAACACUGCGCACAUUUAAGAUCUAUAAAAAAAAAACACACUUUAAAAUGCAGGUUAGUAGUAUUCAGCUGGAGUAUAUACAUGCUUCUAUUCAUUAUUAUUAAUUAGUCUAGACAUUUAGCAGACGCUUUUAUCCAAAGUAACUUACAGAUACUAGGGGGCAACUGCUGCAGAGUCUCACAACAGGACCUUGUUUGUUUUACGUCUCAUCCGAAGGACGGCACACAAGGAGGUUAAGUGACUUGCUCAGGGUCACACACAGGGAGUCAGUGGCUGAGCGGGGAUUAGAACCGGGGACCUCCUGCUAUCAAGCCCUCUUCUUUAACCACUUGACCCCCAAGCUGUGUUGAAUCUGUGGGCUGUGGCUUUGAGAAGGUAGUUUAUGCUUCUUUGCGAGGCUUGCUGAGUGUAAUGCUUUUGGAUGCUGCUGGGACUGUAACGCAGCUCCUUUUAUCGAUACCACUGACCUGUACAACAUGUAUGUAUUACUACAGUAUAGUAUGUAUAAAGCUGUGUGUAUAACUACAGUACAGUAUGUAUAAAGCUGUGUGUAUAACUUCAGAACAGUAUGUAUAAAGCUGUGUGUAUAACUACAGUACAGUAUGUAUAAAGCUGUGUGUAUAACUUCAGAACAGUAUGUAUAAAGCUGUGUGUAUAACUACAGUACAGUAUGUAUAAAGCUGUGUGUAUAACUACAGUACAGUAUGUAUAAAGCUGUGUGUAUAACUACAGAACAGUAUGUAUAAAGCUGUGUGUAUAACUACAGAACAGUAUCUAUAAAGCUGUGUGUAUUACUACAGAACAGUAUCUAUAAAGCUAUGUGUAUAACUUCAGAACAGUAUGUAUAAAGCUGUGUGUAUAACUACAGUACAGUAUGUAUAAAGCUGUGUGUAUAACUACAGUACACUAUGUAUAAAGCUGUGUGUAUAACUACAGUACAGUAUGUAUAAAGCUGUGUGUAUAACUACAGAACAGUAUGUAUAAAGCUGUGUGUAUAACUACAGUACAGUAUCUAUAAAGCUGUGUGUAUUACUACAGAACAGUAUCUAUAAAGCUGUGUGUAUAACUACAGUAUCUAUAAAGCUGGAUCUCAACUGUAAAUAAAGUACUUUACUUGCACUGCUCAAUCUAA